AUGCGCUUCUUCCUCAUUGCCCAACUCGCGCUCUGCAUCGCUGCGCUUGCCGUAGCCGCCGCUCCGAUUCCUUAUGGACAGAUCGAUGAGCUCGUCCGCCGAGUCAGCGUCAAGGUCGAGCCCAACGUGGGCAAGAAGAAUGCAGCAAAUGCGCAGGCCUGUGUGGAGGCGUACUGCAAGAACAAUGUUCCUUCGGCCGACUCGGCGACGGUGAGUUGCAGGCGUGUCGUUGCACAGGGACUGCAUCCGCUCAUGCCAACUCUCACUUUGGAUCGCAGGUGUUUGACAACCUGCACAAAAGUCCAUCAGACAGCACCCCGCACUACACGACGUCCGUCAAGGAUGCCAACGGCAACUACAUCAACGGCUUCACACCCGGCACUACUCCCGACAAUGGCCAAAAGGCGCCCAUGCACCACGUCGACGCAAGCGGCAACCCUACUCCGCAACAGCAAUCAGUCCUGAAUGCAAACGGAGGAAAGUUCCCCAUUUAA
Ceraceosorus bombacis is the source of this 494-nucleotide messenger RNA. NCBI's taxonomy places the organism in Eukaryota, Fungi, Basidiomycota, Exobasidiomycetes, Ceraceosorales, Ceraceosoraceae. The record is from the annotation of a GenBank genome assembly.